Messenger RNA from Phacochoerus africanus (Common warthog), 1027 nucleotides. It is a transcript of the gene ZCCHC10, whose product is annotated as zinc finger CCHC-type containing 10. Bases 54 to 563 code for a protein of 169 amino acids. NCBI's taxonomy places the organism in Eukaryota, Metazoa, Chordata, Mammalia, Artiodactyla, Suidae. Gene Ontology annotation, molecular function: zinc ion binding; nucleic acid binding. The record is from RefSeq and is a predicted model, not a curated record. The transcript is spliced from 4 exons.
CCUCUUUGAGGAACUUCCCAAAAUCCUGCGCGGCGGGCGUCAGCUGCGCUAAGAUGGCGACUCCCAUGCAUCGGCUCAUAGCCCGGAGACAAGCUGAAGCAAAUAAGCAACAUGUGAGAUGUCAGAAAUGCUUGGAAUUUGGACACUGGACUUAUGAAUGCACAGGGAAAAGAAAGUACCUCCAUAGGCCUUCAAGAACAGCAGAACUAAAGAAAGCUUUAAAAGAAAAGGAAAACAGAUUAUUAUUACAACAAAGCAUUGGAGAAAGUAAUGUAGAAAGAAAGACCAAGAAAAAAAGGUCUAAGAGUGUGACCAGUUCCAGUAGCAACAGCAGUGACAGUUCAGCCAGUGAUUCUUCAUCAGAGAGUGAAGAGUCGUCUACCUCAUCCUCCUCAGAGGACAGUGACACUGAUGAAAGCUCCUCCAGUUCUUCAUCUUCAUCCUCCACCAGCUCUUCCUCAUCCUCUGAUUCAGACUCAGAUUCCAGCUCUUCCAGUAGCAGCAGCACCAGCACAGAUAGCAGCUCUGAAGAUGAACCAUCACGGAAGAAGAAAAAGAAAUAGAAUUGCUCCAACCGUACUGGACUGAUGGACUGAAAACAUUAAUGUGAUUCUCAGAAGGGAAUUUAGAAUGUGUUAAGGCCAAAUAGAUUAACUGGUCAAAAUUUCUGGAGUCCAAAAGUUUCUAAAUGUUUUUCAUUGUAAGAACAUAAAGAGUAUUAGUAAUUGAUUAUAUUAUAAAGACUUUUUUAAGGGUAAAUCUUGUUUUUCUUUUUUAUCUUUAAAAUAUAUCCCUAAAAUUAAUCACAGCUGAAAUCCAAUAAAUUUAUGUUUUCUCCCUGUGAAAUAAAUGCCAUACUUUAUGAUAUGUUAGUGCUAUGUACCAGCCAUGUUUUUUGGAUAAUGCAUCAAAAUAUCUGACAGUGAAUUUUUAAAGCUUUUGGCUGUAUGUUAUUAUGUAAGAUUUAAUACAUUGUUACUAUAAGCUUAGGAGUUUUCCUACUGUUAAUAAAUGUGGUCUAUUUUUA